CGGAGGGAGCAAUGGCUGGUCCUGACGGUGGCUGAGCCCCCAGCCCCUGGAAUAUGCAGCCCGGAGGAGCCCCAGGCAAGGACGCGGUGGCGGAGUGGGGCGGGAGGCAUGGUCUCCACCUACCGGGUGGCCGUGCUGGGGGCGCGAGGUGUGGGCAAGAGUGCCAUCGUGCGCCAAUUCCUAUACAACGAGUUCAGCGAGGUCUGUGUGCCCACCACCGCCCGCCGCCUCUACCUGCCUGCUGUGGUCAUGAACGGCCAUGUGCACGACCUCCAGAUCCUGGACUUUCCACCCAUCAGCGCCUUCCCUGUGAACACACUGCAGGAGUGGGCAGACGCCUGCUGCAGGGGACUCCGGAGCGUCCACGCCUACAUCCUGGUCUAUGACAUCUGCUGCUUUGACAGCUUUGAGUACGUCAAGACUAUCCGUCAGCAGAUCCUGGAGACGAGGGUGAUCGGCACCUCGGAGACGCCCAUCAUCAUCGUGGGCAACAAGCGCGACCUGCAACGCGGACGCGUGAUUCCGCGCUGGAACGUGUCGCACCUGGUGCGCAAGACCUGGAAGUGCGGCUACGUGGAGUGCUCGGCCAAGUACAACUGGCACAUCCUGCUGCUCUUCAGCGAGCUGCUCAAGAGUGUGGGCUGCGCCCGCUGCAAACACGUGCACGCCGCCCUGCGCUUCCAGGGCGCGCUGCGCGGCAACCGCUGCGCCAUCAUGUGA
Molecule: messenger RNA, 720 nt
Organism: Peromyscus eremicus (cactus mouse)
Lineage: Eukaryota; Metazoa; Chordata; Mammalia; Rodentia; Cricetidae
Gene: Rasl10b
Product: RAS like family 10 member B
Exons: 3
Coding region: 109-720 (203 amino acids)
Molecular function (GO): GTP binding; GTPase activity
Source: RefSeq, a predicted model, not a curated record